This is a messenger RNA of Choloepus didactylus (southern two-toed sloth), 1091 nucleotides long. Its product is annotated as membrane-spanning 4-domains subfamily A member 4D-like. The coding region runs from base 348 to 1079 and encodes 243 amino acids. Lineage: Eukaryota; Metazoa; Chordata; Mammalia; Pilosa; Megalonychidae. The transcript has 9 exons. Gene Ontology annotation, cellular component: membrane. The record is from RefSeq and is a predicted model, not a curated record.
GUAUAAUUAUCUCUUCAUACAGCAGGGAGCUCGUUCCUGUUGAGCAAAACCCUGGGUGUAAAGUGUACCCAAUCCCCACAGCCCAUGGUGCCAGGAAAAGACAAAGUCCUCAUGCUGCUUGGUGCUUUGGAGGUACGUCCUGUGGAAGCCCCCGAAAUUGAGUCUGGUGCAAUGAAGUUUCCUGGUCCUGGGCAGAUACACAUUUAAGACUGAAUGGUAUCCUAAGACGGAGAUUAGUCCACAUCUUCAAAUAGAGGAAGAAGAUUUGUGGUCAAAAGAGAAGAAUAUUACAAUCCUUCCCAGUCAAUAUAACCUCAUGCACCAAGGAAAUCAAUAGGGAAAUAACCAUGGACCAUCUCCAGAGAGACCCCAUCAUCCUUCCGGGCCAGUCUGGGCCAAUAGCUUUCCCUUACAACGCCCAGGACAGUCGGCAGAAAUUCCUAAACGGGGAGCCAGUCAUUCUUGGGGUGGCUCAGAUCAUGAUUGGCCUGAUGAAUAUUUGCCUGUGGAGUAUGUUAAAGGUUCUCUUCUUAUUCAAUGUUCAUACGUCCAUAUUCAUAGAGAACCUUGAAUUUUCCUACAACUUUUUCCUAGCGGGACCAAUCAUGUUUAUCACAUCUGGCACUCUGUCCAUUAUGUCUGCCAAGAAAAUGACAAAGAAUAUGAUCCAGGGCAGCCUGAUUAUGAACACAGUGAGUGCUGUGGCAUCAGUUCUGGUAAUGGUAUUGAUCGCUUUCAGUGAGGUUUAUUUAAUUGAAGGUAUGCAGACAGAUUUAAUUCCUGGAAGGCCCUAUUUCUACCCAUAUUUAUUCUCUUCUCUCUCAGCGGGGAUUGUGACUGUGAUCCUCAUCCUCUUCCUGUUUGAACUCAUCAUCUCCCUGUCUUUGUCCGCUUUUGGAUGCAGUGCUGUCUGCUGUGACCAUGGUCCAGUGGUGGUGUACUUACCAUCCAAUGAUCACACAUUCCCGAGAUCCAUUCCUGAUGAUGACUAUGAGAAUGAGCCAAACUCUGGAUUCUGGUGGGAUGACUGUGGAUAUUGUCCCAAUACAAAACCAAGGUACCACGUUAGAAAGGACUGAAGCACCUGGGAC